Effrenium voratum is the source of this 1225-nucleotide messenger RNA. The record is from the annotation of a GenBank genome assembly. Lineage: Eukaryota; Dinophyceae; Suessiales; Symbiodiniaceae.
GCGAGACUGGGCAACUCGCUUCAGCAAGCUCUCAGCUCCCCUGAAACCGCAUCGCGAUGGUGGGGGCACGCGACGUGAAGAUUGGAGGAGGCGACCUCUUUGGAUGGCUGUGCCAGACCAGCGCCAAGCGCCCGGCGGAAGUGAUCCAGGCCAAGAAGCGGGACUCUGAGGCGAAGAAGCUGGUCUGGGACUUCGUGGCGCGGGCCCCGGCCUGCGAGCUCUGCUCGGAGGAGGAGCUGCGCGCCUUCUGGGCCAGGGCGCAACACCUUGACAAGGCAAGCUGUUGCGUGGCCCUACGGGACCGCUUUGACUGCUGUCACUCGGACACGCCUCAGUCGCAGGUGCGGAUUCUACGGCUUCUGAACACCUCCUCCUUGGUCUUGGGAAGGAAGCUGCUUGACACACUGACCACCCAAUCCGCGGAGCUGGUGAGGCACUUGCUCAAGUCCGAUGUCCCAAAGCUGGCAGAGGAGGCAGCUUUGCUCCAGGAGUUGCUACACCUGGCCCCAGCGGUCGCUGACCCUGCGGAUGUCGUCGACCGCCGAGGCGGUCUGCUCAUCUUCACCGAGUCGGUCCGUGCCGCGCCAACACAGCAGCCGGUGUCACCUGCUGGGCCAUUGACGGGGCCUGCGGCUACGGCCGCCAGGCCGGUGGAGCUGCCGGAGGACGUGGAUCUCUUGGAUUUGCACGAUCUGUCUGGCGUGCGCGUCUCGCCACCGGCGUCGAACGGAGGCCCAGCUGAUGUCGGGACAGGCGUGGGCGUCGCGCCUCUCAUGCAGGCUCCGGAGAUCCCAAAGCAUUUUCACAUGAGCUGCGGGGACGCAGAGGACGAGAAUCAGGACCUGGAGAAGAUGUACAGCUGUGUGCUACCAGAGGCCACCCUUGCCGCCAGGCAGCCCGAGACGCUGGCAGACUUCGUCUCAGACGCCAUGAGGCAAAUGAAGGGCCAGUAGCGUCGCCUUGCCAACUACUGGGGUACGGCUUCCCAAAGCCCCAACCCAGAGAAAAUGGGUGGGCUUGUUUUUUUUGCUACCUUCCAAUGGAUUCAUACCGUCCUUUGAAAAGCAGUUCUCAAACGAGGUCCAUGAGCGAGGGCCCACGUUGGAACAAACACGUCACGGGUGAGGCAGGCUGGCAAAUUCAUGCGCCGCUUUGCAACUGGCAGAGAGCAAGUUGCUCAGACUGUUUCCGAGAGGCCUUCCCCGCCAAGAUACUUUCAUGUGCU